CCUGAACGACUGGGGACCAUCACCAGCAGAUGGCAGCAGUCACACAUUUCGGAUUUGGUGCUGCGGAUAGAAGAAGUUGACCAAACCCCACGCUAUUUCCAUAGCAACCAGACGGAUUUAAUCAUGGCGCCCGGGGUCCGCUCAGUCCUCUCCUCAACGCCUCUGCAGGUCCUCCUCUACCUGAACACCUGGUACUUCGCCGCCUUCUACUUAGCAGAAAUCCUCAUGUUCAUCUACAAAGGGAUUUUACUGCCAUACCCACUAGAUAAUCUGGUCCUGGACGUGGUGCUGUUGCUGCUCUUCCUCGCACUGGAGACGCUACGGAUUUUUUACGGUUUGCUGCAGCAGAUUUCUGACCGCCUGCGGUGCUUUUCCUCCAGCCUGGAAGGGGAACCUCUGCGAGCGCUCCCUGUCUUCCUUCGUGUCCCUCUUCAUCCUGUUUCCCUGCGCGGCGCUGGCCGUCUACUACCUGCUGCUGCAGACCUUCGUCCUGCGGCUGGAGUUCCUUCUCAGCGCUGUGCUGCUCUGCUUCUACGGCCUCGAGCUCCUGCUCGGCGUCAUCUCCAUCUCGGCUUUCUCCAGGUCCAGAGUCUACUGAUGUCUCCCUGAACACAGCAGGGUCUACCAGAGGCUUUCUUCAGACAGAAAACAAAGUCAAUUCCUCCAGGAGGAAACUUGUAUCUAAAUACGUUUGGGAGCCUUUUUUUUUUUACUCUGAACAUUGGCUGGGGUCUUACUAGCCGGCUGUGAUGGGCAUCAAGAAGGCCACCACAAAGACAAAGCGGAGGAUUGGCCACCAAUAGAUCCACAUGUAGAUGUGUCGGUUGGUGGCGCGGAAGUCUUCCUCUCUGCUCUGUAAAUGCCCAGAAAAGGAUUGUUAUU
This is a messenger RNA of Fundulus heteroclitus (mummichog), 882 nucleotides long. RefSeq names its product transmembrane protein 216 (gene tmem216). The record is from RefSeq and is a predicted model, not a curated record. NCBI's taxonomy places the organism in Eukaryota, Metazoa, Chordata, Actinopteri, Cyprinodontiformes, Fundulidae. The coding region runs from base 124 to 609 and encodes 161 amino acids. Gene Ontology annotation, cellular component: ciliary transition zone. Gene Ontology annotation, biological process: non-motile cilium assembly. The transcript has 7 exons.